Pogona vitticeps (central bearded dragon) is the source of this 378-nucleotide messenger RNA. The record is from RefSeq and is a predicted model, not a curated record. NCBI's taxonomy places the organism in Eukaryota, Metazoa, Chordata, Lepidosauria, Squamata, Agamidae.
AUGUCUAUGGACCUGCUGGAGAUCCCUCUGCUGCCCUGGCAGGCCUGGCUGCAGGAGCCCUUGGAGACAAAGUGGGUGAGGCAGCUGUACGAGAGCCGCAAGAGGGGCAUGCUAGAGAACGGCCUCCUCCUCGGUUUCUUUGCCAAAGAAAAACUGAAUCAAAUGAAUAAAAAACAGCUGGCCCUUUAUGAUUGCCUGAUAAAUGAGCCAAGUAAUGAUUGGGAUAUCUAUUACUGGGCAACAGAAGCAAAGCCUGCUCCAGAAAUCUUUGAGAAUGAAGUGAUGGAGAUGCUUAGAGGGUUUACUAAAAACAAGAAGAGAGAGAAGAGACUGCGACAACCAGAUCUGGAGUACUUAAGAAUUGUGAAGGACGAGUGA